This is a messenger RNA of Oncorhynchus keta (chum salmon), 5533 nucleotides long. RefSeq lists its product as uncharacterized. Gene Ontology annotation, biological process: induction of positive chemotaxis; leukocyte chemotaxis. Gene Ontology annotation, molecular function: cytokine activity; CD4 receptor binding. The coding region runs from base 735 to 4322 and encodes 1195 amino acids. Lineage: Eukaryota; Metazoa; Chordata; Actinopteri; Salmoniformes; Salmonidae. The transcript is spliced from 8 exons. The record is from RefSeq and is a predicted model, not a curated record.
UGACUGCUACUGGCUAACUGCUACUGGCUGACUGUCUGCUAUUGGCUGACUGCCCCUGGCUGACUGCUACUGGCUGACUGCCCCUGACUGACUGCUACUGGCUAACUGCUACUGGCUGACUGUCUGCUACUGGUGGAUUUAAGCGGUGAUGGCUGUAACUUGUUGCUUCACUAGAGAUGCACAAACACAUGAAGGAAGUCUCUCAGCUCACGCUUCAGACGACAGAGCGGAACUGCUACAAGUCUGAGUGUUCUGGGCUUGUGUGUGUGACCGCUCACCCAGGAAAACUUCACUGCUGAGGACCUCUGUUUGACUACUGGAGCCGACACCACAGAGAAGAAUGGACAGAGAGGGAGGGAAGUAGAACUAACAAUCAUCUCUGAGUGUGUGGGAGACAGAAAUGCAGAGAAUCUUCAUGGAUGGAAUCUCAAACCUGUGGAUAUACAAGUGAGUGUCUGUUGAUAUCUGGAGCCCCAAACAUGAGAAGAUUGCAGUUCAAUCACUCUGACGUUUCUGCUGGGGCAGACAAACACCUUUCCUACCAGGCCUGUGCUGCUACCAGGCCUGUGCUGCUGUCGAAGGCUUCUGUGAUGAUUUUGACCAGUGGUUAAACUCUGCAAAAAGGAUUACUGGGAUUCUUAAACUGUCACCUUUUACUACAUACUACGUUUGGAAUAAUUCAACUCGCACUGGACCCAUUCCCCAGUGAGGGGAAAUCCACAACAGGCUCCACAAUGGCCACCAGACAGUUGAGACAGAAUGGUGGUGUGAGGGACGUGAUCCCAGAGGAUGGCAGUGACAGGGGAGGAAACUGUGGCAUUGCAGGGAAGUUGGCUGGAGACCGGGGCAGGACAGAGUGGAGAAGGCUGAACCUGCCCAAAAGGAGUAAGAGUUUAGACUGGAGUGGAAGGGGAGCUAGCCCUGGCGAGGGGCUCAGACCUGGGCUGCUGAGGUUUUCUGGGAACCUAGGGGGGUCCACACUUAAACGAGCAGAGAGUUUGGAGAGUAGGAGGGCAGGAGAGAGCAAUGUGUUGUCCAGGGUGAAGGCCUUUAACUCAGUUGGACCAGGGGAAGUGAUGAGCCCCGUUGGGGGUUCAGGGCGUUCCGUUGGUGAAGUGGUGUCCCCUGUGGGUCUAGUGUAUGUGGCUAUAUCUCUGGAGAGGGCCAGUGGGGGCCAGUCCCUCCCCACCAGGCUGAGUUCUAGUCCUGGUCCUGGGUCUGGAACCAGAAAACCAGCCGGUGGAUCUCUUGGAUCCUCCAGGGGUCACAGUAUCUGGGACCGGAUACAGAAGCUCUAUGGGUCUACUGGAACUGAUAAAGCUACAAACAGAGAUGUGAAGGACUCAACCAGAACCAAGCGUCUCUCAGCACCGGUAGGAGACUGGUCUCUAUUGGAGAUGGAUGGGGGGGAUACAGCAGCCAAUCGCAGGAAGUCUACCACAGACUCUGUCUUUGUCUCCCCCCUCUCCUCCCCCUUUUCCUCCCCCCUCAGUGGAUUAUCCAGGGGGGAGAGGAACGGCCUGCUCUCACACACACCCCUAGUAGAACAGAAUACCACACACACACCCCUGGUAGAACAGAACACCACACACACUACACACACACCACAGAGACAUCAAAAUAGUGCAGUCAAGGUGUCUGGUUUGAGCCCCUCACUGUCUCCAGUGUCAGGGUGUACCACACCCACACUCUCAUACAAACCCUCACACACACCCUUAGUGGAGGGGUCAUCAGUGUGCAUUAGGGACCCCUCACUAUCCCCUCCAUUAGAAGACAAACAGGAGAGAGGGGAAAAGGAGGUGACAAACACUGUGGGCAAAAAGAGUGUAAGUAGUGAAGACAGCGAAAAGGAGAGCUUCAGGGUGGGGAGCAUGGCUCAGGAAAAAGAGAAAUGGACUGAUGUCGAAGGAAAAGGACACAAGAAAAAGGAGAAGCGAGGGAGAGAUAACGCUGAAGUCUUUCUCCCCCAGCACAGACUAUCAGUGACACCCACCAGGGACUCUCAGCCUAUCACAACGUCCGGAGUAGGGGUCACCACAUGGUCAAACCCCCUCCUGACCAAUCAGCUUAAUGGGAAAACGGACAACUAUGACAGGAGCAAGACCCCUGGUAGAGGCGUGGGCAGGGAACAGAGCCUGUCAGAAGAUGUGUUUGAAGCCAACACCCCACAGAGGAUAACAUUACAGAACACAGAAAAUACCAAGUUACCUGGGAAACUGGUAGUGCCUUCUGCAGCCAGUGUGAGGAACAAGAUCCACCAGUUUGAAGCUCUGACACAGACAUCUCAGGUCUCAGUGCCCAACUACCUGAAGCCCAGACGGGCUUUCUCUGUCCCGGAGCAGCUCAGUGAGUCUGGAGAGAGGGUCAGGAAGAGUGGGUUGGAUAGACAGGUACGUGGGGUGGGGGGAGUAUGGGAGAGAGGGAUAGGUGGAAGAGAAGGAGGAAUUGUAAUUAUGGAUGGGGGGAGAGGACAAGGAGAAGGGGUAAUGAAGAGUGUGCCAGAUAAAGCACUUGGUGGAGGGAAAGGAGGUGAGGUAGUGAGAGAAGAGAGGAAGGCUGAUAGAGGGUGGGCGCUGAGGUCUAUGUCAGUCGAUGAGGUGAGGCUGGGGAGCAGGGAGAGAGGGAGAGUAGGGGAGAGCGGGGGAGUGGGCGAGAGCGGGGGAGUGGGGGAGAUGGGCAGAGUAGGUUAUAGAGGUUUAGUACGGGGAGUGGGGGAGACAGGGGGAGUGGGGGAGAAAGCUGUUGGCUCUGGUAUGUUUUCCAACCUCAAGGGUAAACUAGACAUCCCUCUGAAUGGCAAAACCACCAGAGACACUCUGAAAGACUUUUCCAUUGAUGAGCCAGACCUCCCCAAUCACACAGUCACACCCCAGGACUGGAGUAGGAGAGGCACCAACACAAAGACUACUACAGUCACUGGCAAGGAUACUUCAUCCUCCCAGCUGUCUAACUCUGUGAACAACUCCAAUGACGUUCUAGGUGGCCCUGACCAGUCUAGGAGGCCUCACAGUAGAGACUCACCUAACCUGCCAUCUCCAGUGAGUGAUGACGACAAGACACCCACCAACACCCCCCAGAACUCCCCCUUCCACCCCCAGAACACACCUCCCACCUCCCCACACCUCCCCACUACUUCCCUGCAGCCUAAACACCAACAGGGUGUAGAUUCAGGCCUGGCUGACCUAAAGAACCCUCCAUUCUCCACACACACAGCCCAGGGUAGGGUCACUACUGACCCUGCUAUCCCAGUCUCACACUCUGGCCUGGGGAGGGAUUCCAUGUCCCUUCCCCUCACCUCCUCCUCCCCCAGCAGCCUACCCCUCCUCCCCACUCUGGCUCGAUGGAAGUCAGAGGAGGGGGGAUGGAGUGAUGAGGAUACUGAUGAUGAAGGUACAGAGAAGGACGAGGACUCCACCUACGACUCAGACUCUGCUGAAUCCUCGGUGACCGUCACCAGCGCCAUGAGCCAAUCACAUCGCAGGAGCUUCUCUCUCAGUCUGGCAGAGCUGUGUAACUUCGGAGAGGUGGACUAUGAUCCCCAGUCUUCCUCUGACAGUGAGGAGUGGCCGUCCAGCCGGUCAGCCAGCCGGUCAGCCAGCCUGUCGUCUGACGUGUCGGCAUUGUCCUGUGUGUCUGUCCUGGGCAGUGAUGAGCUGAACCGCCUGCUGGACGACGUAAAGGGCCUGGGGGACACAACGCUGCAGAACUAUGAGGAUGUCCAGGUGGUGGUUCUCCAUAAGGAUGUUGGUGUGGGCCUGGGCUUCACCAUGGCAGGAGGAGUGGACCAGAACAAACCUGUCAUUGUCCAUAAGGUGUUCCCGGCAGGGGUGGCUGCUAAGGAGGGAUCCAUCCAGGAGGGAGACAAGGUCCUGUCAAUCAACGGCACAGCGCUGUGUGGCUCCUCCCACUGGGAGGUGCUGAGGACACUAAGGAGGGCACGGACUCAGGGGAUGGGCGUAGUUGUCUUGAGGAGAGGGGGGGUAACAGACCCUCGUAAGGGAGGAACAGUGACUGACAGUCCAGGAGGGACACAGACUGCUAACACUGGUCAGAGGGUGUGUGUGAGGUUGGAGAAGCGCAGCAGAGACCUAGGCUUCAGUCUGGAGGGAGGAGUGGGUUCCAGCCUGGGAGACAAACCCCUCACGGUACAGAAACUCUUCCUGGGUGGUCCAGUGAACCAGGUGUCUCCAGGGGACGAGGUGAUGGAGAUCGAGGGUGUGAGCUUGGUGGGCCUGAGGAGGCUGGAGGCCUGGACCUUGAUCAGAACACUGCCCCCUGGGCCUGUGGAUGUGGUACUACACCGUCCUCACAAACCACAGUGACAGGAAUGAACAUUGAUAUGCACCCUCGAUAUGCUUAUAACAAGGCACUGAAGCAUUGUACUCCUAUGAGGUUGAAGUGAGGGUUGCCAAUCUGAUUUUGGAUAUGUGGUUCGGGUCAACUUCUACCUCAAGUGAGAGGGAUGAUAUGUAUUGCAGCAGUCAUACGAUAAUAAAGCACUGAAGAGACCAGUAAACACUGAGGAGGGGGUCUGUCUGUGUAUAGGGUCAACCCAGGGUAUGAAGAGGGAGACAGAGAUCAAUACAAAGCACUGAAGAGACAAGUAAACACUGAGGAGGGGGUCUGUCUGUGUAUAGGGUCAACCCAGGGUAUGGAGAGGGAGACAGAGAUCAAUACAAAGCACUGAAGAGACCAGUAAACACUGAGGAGGGGGUCUGUCUGUGUAUAGGGUCAACCCAGGGUAUGAAGAGGGAGACAGAGAUCAAUACAAAGCACUGAAGAGACAAGUAAACACUGAGGAGAGGGUCUGUCUGUGUAUAGGGUCAACCCAGGGUAUGAAGAGGGAGACAGAGAUCAAUACAAAGCACUGAAGAGACCAGUAAACACUGAGGAGAGGGUCUGUCUGUGUAUAGGGUCAACCCAGGGUAUGAAGAGGGAGACAGAGAUCAAUACAAAGCACUGAAGAGACAAGUAAACACUGAGGAGAGGGCCUUUCUGUGUAUAGGGUCAACCCAGGGUAUGAAGAGGGAGACAGAGAUCAAUACAAAGCACUGAAGAGACAAGUAAACACUGAGGAGGGGGUCUGUCUGUGUAUAGGGUCAACCCAGGGUAUGGAGAGGGAGACAGAGAUCAAUACAAAGCACUGAAGAGACCAGUAAACACUGAGGAGGGGGUCUGUCUGUGUAUAGGGUCAACCCAGGGUAUGAAGAGGGAGACAGAGAUCAAUACAAAGCACUGAAGAGACAAGUAAACACUGAGGAGGGGGUCUGUCUGUGUAUAGGGUCAACCCAGGGUAUGGAGAGGGAGACAGAGAUCAAUACAAAGCACUGAAGAGACCAGUAAACACUGAGGAGGGGGUCUGUCUGUGUAUAGGGUCAACCCAGGGUAUGGAGAGGGAGACAGAGAUCAAUACAAAGCACUGAAGAGACCAGUAAACACUGAGGAGGGGGUCUGUCUGUGUAUAGGGUCAACCCAGGGUAUGGAGAGGGAGACAGAGAUCAAUACAAAGCACUGAAGAGACAAGUAAACACUG